Molecule: messenger RNA, 1696 nt
Organism: Notothenia coriiceps (black rockcod)
Lineage: Eukaryota; Metazoa; Chordata; Actinopteri; Perciformes; Nototheniidae
Product: forkhead box protein F2-like
Exons: 2
Coding region: 223-1341 (372 amino acids)
Biological process (GO): regulation of transcription by RNA polymerase II; animal organ morphogenesis
Cellular component (GO): nucleus
Molecular function (GO): DNA-binding transcription factor activity, RNA polymerase II-specific; RNA polymerase II cis-regulatory region sequence-specific DNA binding
Source: RefSeq, a predicted model, not a curated record
UUGUGUUUGGCCGGUGGAUAUGCGCAGGCAAAGUCGAGGAGCUUUAUUUCCCCUCUCUUGUGGGAUUAUUGCCAGCGAUGGACAGAGAGAGUAAGGGGGAACAGGGCUGGUGGUUUUUGAUUUUCACGGUUAUAGACGCGCUGAACAUCGCACACGUAAACUGAUCGUUUAAAUAUUAAAUAAGAGAACAUUUUUGCACAUUUAAUUAAGUGUUGAUCAACCAUGACGACCGAAAUCUCCAAGCAACAUUUGGAUCCAUCUGAUGCUCGCUCAAGCCCAGCUCUGAAUGCAGAUCUGAGCGCGCAGCCAGUGAUGGAGAGCGGGCAAAAUGCAUCACCAAAAUGGAAAAAGGGAAACUCUGGCAUGAGGCGCCCUGAAAAGCCUCCCUACUCAUAUAUCGCGCUCAUUGUGAUGGCAAUUCAAAGUUCACCGACCAAAAGGCUUACUUUGAGUGAAAUCUAUCAGUUCUUGCAGGCCCGCUUCUCUUUCUUCAGGGGAUCCUACCAGGGAUGGAAAAACUCCGUCAGACACAACCUGUCUCUGAACGAGUGUUUCAUAAAGCUGCCAAAGGGUCUCGGUAGACCUGGUAAAGGGCACUACUGGACCAUAGACCCGAGCAGUGAGUUUAUGUUCGAGGAGGGCUCUUUUCGUCGCAGACCUCGGGGGUUCCGGAGAAAAUGCCAAGCUUUGAAACCAAUGUACAGGAUGAUGAAUGGUAUCGGGUUUGGUGCAUCCAUGCUGCCUCAAAACUUUGAUUUCCAAUCACCUACAGGCUCAUUAGCGUGUCAUAACAGCUACAACAUAGACUUGAUGAGUAAUACAGUGCCAGGUGGAUUCGAUGGACUCGAAAGGGGAUAUCACGUCCCACAAAUGUCAUCAGGCUCCGGGUCAUCGUACAUGGCCGCAUGUCAGGUGGCCUCUAACGCGGACUAUUGCCCGGACAGCAGCAGCAGCCCCCUGCAGUCCCCCCCAGCGAUGGUAUCCACUUUGGACUGUCAGUCUCCGUAUGCAAAUGCAGCUUCACACUGGAGUUCACCUGGUGUUUCUUCAUACAUCAAACAGCAGUCGUUGGCAUCAAGCAGCCCCACUUCUCUGCACACGGGGAUGUCACCUUACUCUCUGGAUCAAGGCUAUCUGCACCAUAAUGCACGAGACUCCUCUGACAUUUCAGCAGGACUGUCCCGAUACAGCCACUCAGCUCCUGUGUGUGACAGGAAGGACUUCGUUUUGAACCUCAAUGGAAUCUCUUCCCUGCACCCCAGCACCAGCGGCUCGUACUACCAUCAGCUUCAUCACCAUCACCAAAGUGUCUACCAGGACGUGAAGCCAUGUGUCAUGUGACAGAACACCUGGUACAGAACUGUCAAGGACUUUUCUGCUAAAUUCAUCCCAUUGGUGGACUCAUUUUGGUCAGUGACCCAUGGUUAUAAUGGCGAUUUUAUCCCAAUUUGAGUAAUUGGACGUUGACUUAUUUCUUAAACGUUUAGUAAUGGUUUUGAUGGGUCGUUUUGCCACUGUCAUAAUAUGACAGAUUUUACAUAUAAGCAAUAAAGCAGUAUUCAUAUUUGUAUUAUUACAAAUACGUUCACGCACCUGAAUUAAUCUUUACAUGCACUAUUCAUUCUGUGUUCCUGCAUUUGCUGAAAUUGUUGCUGCAGGCCAUUAAAGAGAUUUAUUUUUAAAUGAUAAUUGGAAG